Molecule: messenger RNA, 1002 nt
Organism: Colletotrichum truncatum
Lineage: Eukaryota; Fungi; Ascomycota; Sordariomycetes; Glomerellales; Glomerellaceae
Source: RefSeq, a predicted model, not a curated record
AUGCCUCCACGCAAAAGCGACGCCAACCGCAAGAGCGACGUCUCCAGCGCCCGAUUCGUCGUAAUGGACGAGACCCCGGCCUCCACCCCGGCGGCAUCGGUUCCGACACCUGCAACACCCGCGGCUGCUGCUUCGGCAACGCCCUCCAGCGCCGCACCGGCACCGGAACCCACACCCGACGUCUCCAGGGCGACUGCAUCAUCAACGCCGCUGACGACCACGACCGUCUUGCACGCUGGCUCCGAGAAGAAGGACUCGGAAAAAACACCAAAGGAGAAGGUCGAUAAAGACGCUCUCACCAUCGAAGACCUCAACCUGCCCAAGUCUAUCAUCACGAGGCUGGCAAAGGGUGUUCUCCCGCCCCAAUCGCAGAUUCAGGCCAACGCCGUCUUGGCGUUGAGCAAGAGCGCCACGGUCUUCAUCAACUACCUCGCAGCACAUGCCAACCAGAACACCGUCAAUGCCAACAAGAAGACCGUCAGCGCCGAGGAUGUCUUCAAGGCUCUUGAGGACAUUGAGUUCGGCUUCCUCCGCGAGCCCUUGGAGCAGGAGUUUGCCAAAUACAACCAGAUCCAGGCCGCAAAACGCUCAUCCUACCGCCAAAAGGUAGCAGCCAAGAAGGGCGGCGCAGCAGCAGGUGCCGCAGCAGGUCUCGCAGCUGGAGCUGCCGCAGGCGCCGCGGCGGCCUCGGUCGACGACAGUAUCCUCACCACGGCCUCGUCCGCCGACGGCGACGGAUCGGCGCCGCGUGCGAAGAAGGCUCGCGUCGACGACUCGGCCAUGACUGUCGACGAGGAGGCUGACGACGCGGAGACGGAGCCCGAAGAGGAGGCCAACGAGGAUGAGGAGGACGAGGAAGAGGCAGAAGAGGAAGAUGACGAAGAAGAGGAGGAGGAGGAGGGCGAUGGAAGCGGCGAUGAGACGCAGGAUGCGCUGGAGGAGAAGGAGGGCGAUGGCAGCGAGGAGGUCGACGAGGCGCUCGACGGCGACGAGAGCGAUUAG